UUGUCUCUGCCUUUCUAAGGAAGAAAGAAAGAGAGAGUCUUAUCAAAAGGGAAUUCUCAGAACUCAGAAGAAGGAGAAGGUGAAAGAGAAUUUAGGAAUAUCAUUUCUUUUGAUAUAAAAUGGGAAGACCACCUUGCUGUGACAAAAUUGGCAUUAAAAAAGGGCCUUGGACUCCAGAAGAGGACAUCAUCUUGGUCUCUUACAUUCAAGAACAUGGACCUGGGAAUUGGAGAUCAGUUCCUACUAAUACAGGUUUGAUGAGAUGCAGUAAAAGCUGCAGACUCAGAUGGACUAACUAUCUUCGACCUGGUAUCAAACGAGGUAAUUUCACUGAUCAUGAAGAGAAAAUGAUAAUCCACCUCCAAGCGCUUUUGGGUAACAGAUGGGCUGCCAUAGCUUCCUAUCUUCCACAAAGGACAGACAAUGACAUAAAAAACUAUUGGAAUACCCAUCUCAAGAAAAAGCUGAAGAAGAUGCAAAAUGGGAAUGAGGAUGAUCAUGACAAAGGAGGAAACUCUUUUUCACAGUCAAAAGGUCAAUGGGAGAGAAGGCUCCAAACAGAUAUCCACAUGGCCAAACAAGCCUUAUGUGAGGCACUUUCCCUUGACAAGCCAAGUCAUAUUUUACCUGAGAUAACCAAUAAUUACCCUGCAACCAAGGCUACAACAACACCAAACCAAACAUCAUCUCUAUACGCCUCAAGCACUGAAAACAUAGCCCGAUUGCUCGAAAACUGGAUGAAGAAAUCCCCAAACUCUGGUGAAACAAAUUCAGGAAAUUCCUUUAGCAACAACAUGGUAACCACAGGGUCAAGUUCUAGUGAAGGAGCACAGAGCACUCUCACUUGCACACAACAAGAUCAUCAUGCUCUUGACUCUUUGUUGAGCUUCAAGUCCUUCAACUCUGGUUAUUCUCAAUCUGUGUCGUUUGAAGAAAACAACACCAACUUGACAAGUGCCGAUGCUGGCAACUUCCAAGAUGAAAGCAAGCCAAGCAUGGACACGCAAGCUCCUCUCAUGUUUCUGGAAAAGUGGCUUUUUGAUGAUGGGGCCAAUCAAUGUCAUGAAGAUUUAUUGAACAUGUCACUGGAGGAAAGUACAUCAGUGUUAUUUUAGAAAACCAGAAAAUUGUACGUUGCCAUCUGGGGUCUUUUUUUUUUUUUUUUUUUUAUUGUUGCAAAUGGAACUAGUUUUCUAAGUCCAGAGUGUGAAGGUAAUUCCCUCUUACUCUACAAGCAAAAACUGUACAUUAUAAGUACAUCUAUGAUGUUAAUUAUGCUAUCUACCAAAUAAUUAGAGUUGAAUGUGACUUUUGAGCACUUAUCUAAGAAAAUAAACAUAGUAAAAAUAUAU
Messenger RNA from Gastrolobium bilobum, 1352 nucleotides. RefSeq names its product myb-related protein 306-like. Bases 120 to 1115 code for a protein of 331 amino acids. Gene Ontology annotation, biological process: response to auxin. The record is from RefSeq and is a predicted model, not a curated record. The transcript has 3 exons. NCBI's taxonomy places the organism in Eukaryota, Viridiplantae, Streptophyta, Magnoliopsida, Fabales, Fabaceae.